This is a messenger RNA of Brassica napus (rape), 414 nucleotides long. RefSeq names its product transcription initiation factor IIA subunit 1. The transcript has 5 exons. Gene Ontology annotation, cellular component: transcription factor TFIIA complex. Gene Ontology annotation, biological process: transcription initiation at RNA polymerase II promoter. The record is from RefSeq and is a predicted model, not a curated record. Lineage: Eukaryota; Viridiplantae; Streptophyta; Magnoliopsida; Brassicales; Brassicaceae. The coding region runs from base 1 to 414 and encodes 137 amino acids.
AUGAUAGAAGCCGGAGUCAUAAGCGAAGCGAUCCUACCAUCUUCUGCUUCCUUCCCCUUCCCCUCACAUGCUGUGAUUGUGCAUGCUCCUCGUCAAACUCAGGAUACAAACCCUUUACCUGGAGGUGCUGCAACUGGAGUUGACAUUGAUGCUCAGCUUCCAUCCACGGACCUUGUGAUGUCCGCAAAGAACGAUAUUCCUCAGAAAGAUGGAUCUGGUGAUGGAGAUGAUGCUGACAUAAAGCCAAACACUAAUGCUCCUUAUGAUGAAGAUGAUGAGGAUCUGAACGAGAAUGAUGAUGUGAAGAAGAAGAAGGGUACGAACAAAUGGGACUGCAAAUUCAAAGCUGGAGUUAUGCAGAUCAACGACAAAGAUUUUUUUUUCUCUGAGGCUAAAGGAGAUUUCAACUUCUAA